This is a messenger RNA of Talaromyces proteolyticus, 1715 nucleotides long. RefSeq names its product putative amidase. The record is from RefSeq and is a predicted model, not a curated record. Lineage: Eukaryota; Fungi; Ascomycota; Eurotiomycetes; Eurotiales; Trichocomaceae. The coding region runs from base 1 to 1677 and encodes 558 amino acids. The transcript has a single exon.
AUGUCCGUGAGAUCCUUACCCACAAUUCAAUCAGGGUCCUUGCCGCUGGGUACGACGGAAUUUGAAGCGAAACGAUCUACUCUGCUCUCGGUAUUCGACGAAAAAGUUCCUCGUGAAUAUCGUCUCCCUCGAGAGAUUCUUGAGAACCCUCCUACAGACGUCUCUAGUAUACCCGCAUCUUGUGGGAUCUUGACCCCAGAGGAGAUCGAUAUAACCGAAUCGAAUGAUGCAGUCAGUUUGGCUGAAGCAAUUUCUAGUCGUAAAUAUACAGCGGUUAUGGUAGUGAUGGCCUACUCCAAGCGGGCCAUCAUUGCCCACCAGCUCACUUGUUGUUUGACCCAGUGGUUCAUGGAGGACGCACUGGAGCAGGCAAAGAAGCUAGACGCAUACCUCGCCGAAAAUGGGAAGACUGUCGGCCCUCUACAUGGCAUCCCAAUUAGUAUUAAAGAUCAUAUUCCCGUGGCCGGGACGUUCUCUUCAUUAGGAUGCUACAGUACAAUUGUCAAGGAUGAAACUGACAGUCAGAUGGUGGAGAUUCUUCGCAAUGCAGGUGCUGUGUUUUACUGCAAAACGAAUCAGCCGCAGAGUCUUAUGCACCUAGAAAGCGACUCUCUCUGGGGCCGGGUUCUGAACCCUUUCAAUAUUCACCUUUCAGCCGGAGGCUCGACAGGUGGUGAAGCAGCAUUAAUUGCCUUGAAGGGUUCAGUCAUUGGGGUAGGUACUGAUAUUGGAGGAAGUAUUCGUGGUCCGUCUGCAUUUUGUGGUAUUUACGGAUUCAAACCAACGUCAUACACGCUACCCAUGAGAUCAUUUUUAGCCUCUCCAGCAGCAGCAGAACUGAAUAUUUUAUGCUCGACUGGUCCAAUGUGCCGCAGUGCAAGAGACAUGGAUUUGUUUAUGACUACGAUACUUGCAGCGAAACCAUAUCUACUUGAUCCUAGUCUGAUCCCCAUUCCUUGGACCGGGAUGAGAACGCCACUUCAGAACCGCUUAAAAAUUGGAAUUAUCAGCAAUGAUGGGUUCAUUCAGCCUCAACCGCCCGUCAUGAGAGCUAUCUCAUGGGCAAAGAACCUUCUCUCCGAUGACUCACAUGCAAGUUUGAUCGAGGUCAAGGAGUUUAAACCUUUUGGCGCAGCUGAGGCAUGGUCCAAGAUCCUCCACAUGUACUGGCCCGACGGAGGACAGGUAAGUAGAGGUGCUAUUCUUUCAUCGGGGGAGGCAAUCCACCCUCUUAGUGAAUGGGUUUGGAAAGAACAACAGGCCAUCGGCAUGAAAACUGCGCAAGAUCUUAAUGUAAUGCGCAGAGAUCGGGACAAUUUCAGACAUGAAUUUGCGAAGAGUUGGGAGGAACAAGAUGUUGAUGUGGUAAUUGGUCCGGCUUUUGUUGGGCCUGCUUGUGCCCAUGACACGGGCUUUUACUGGACCUACACAUCCUUGUACAAUUUUGUUGACUAUCCUGGCAUCGUCUUUCCAACUCCCAUUCGGACAAAACCGGGAGAGCAGUAUGACCCUGGUUAUGCUCCGCUGAGUGAUGCCUGUCAGCAUGUCAAGGAAUUGUGGGAGACAUCAAACUUUGAAGGUUCUCCUAUUGACUUGCAACUGGUUGCGAGAAAAUAUCAUGACAAUCAACUAUUUGCUGCCCUAUCUUUGUUAAGGAAUAUUUUCAACUCUCCUUAAUUUCUGCUUUACUGAAAAGACUGUUCCCAGCUUAUUUG